Molecule: messenger RNA, 1601 nt
Organism: Bufo bufo (common toad)
Lineage: Eukaryota; Metazoa; Chordata; Amphibia; Anura; Bufonidae
Gene: UCK1
Product: uridine-cytidine kinase 1
Exons: 7
Coding region: 103-918 (271 amino acids)
Cellular component (GO): cytosol; cytoplasm
Molecular function (GO): ATP binding; kinase activity
Source: RefSeq, a predicted model, not a curated record
GUUCCCGGCGUGCUAUUCGGUACGUGCUGUGCGUCCGCUCAUGGCCGUGGAGGCUUCUGGGAGUUGUAGUUUGCGCUACUCCGUCCGCAGGUUGACCCUACCAUGGCUUCAGCAGGGAGCAUGGAGACCCCGGAGCGUGGACACCAGCUCCCCUGCCUUAUCGGGGUGAGCGGCGGCACUGCCAGCGGCAAGUCCACAGUCUGUGAGAAGAUCAUGGAGCUGCUGGGGCAGAACGAGGUUGAACAGAGGCAGAGGAAGGUGGUCAUCCUGAGCCAGGACCGCUUCUACAAGGUGCUGACCCCCGAGCAGAAGGCGCGGGCCCUGAAGGGUCAGUACAACUUUGACCACCCCGAUGCUUUUGACAAUGAUCUGAUGUACAGCACGCUCACCAAGAUCCUAGAGGGGCAGAUCGUGGACGUCCCCAUAUACGACUUUGUCACACACUCAAGGUUACCAGAGACCAUGACCGUCUACCCGGCCGACGUGCUGCUGUUCGAGGGGAUUCUGGCGUUUUAUAACCAAGAGAUCAGGGACAUGUUCCACCUGAAGCUGUUUGUGGACACGGAUUCGGAUGUCAGGUUGUCUCGGAGGGUUCUGAGAGACAUGAAGCGGGGGAGGGAGUUGGAGCAGAUUCUGACUCAGUACACAACUUUUGUGAAGCCGGCAUUUGAGGAAUUUUCGCUCCCGACAAAGAAGUAUGCUGAUGUCAUCAUCCCGCGGGGUGUGGAUAAUAUGGUGGCCAUUAACCUCAUCGUGCAGCACAUCCAGGACAUCCUGAAUGGAGACAUCUGUAAGUGGCAGCGAGGGUCUGCGAAUGGGCGCUCACAGAAGAGAAGCUUCCCAGGAGCUGGAGAUUCGGGAGGCGUUUUGGGCCCCGGGAAGCGCACUCACCUGGAGUCCAGCAGCCGGCCGCACUGAGCGCUGAGAUCAGACUCUUUACCUCAUCAUUCCACAUCAUGGCGGUGCGGGCAGCAGACGGGGGAGCGCUGGGACUAAUUUCAGCCAAAAUAGAGAGAGUUAAUUCUUUUUGAAACAUUUCUCCCAUGUCUGAUAAGAAUCAUCAAUAAUCCAUGGUGAUCACAGAAGACGAUGGUAAGAAGAGAUCAUCUGAUUGGACAGCGCCCCCUGCUGACAGGUACCCGCUAUGGGCACACAGGUUAAUGUGCCCCAAAUCCUGGGCCGUGUUAUAAGGUCCAGGAGAUUCUCCCCAUCAUCUGAAUGUGAUUUAUCCGUGGCACGGGCACCUUUCUAUACAGUAAUACUUACAGUGAUGAGAGUUGUAGUCUAUAGCAGUGAUCUCCAGCUGUUGCAAAACUACAACUCCCAUUGUGCCCUGAUAGUUGCAUGAUGAAAGUUGUAGUUUUGCAACAGCUGGAGCCGCCGUGAUUGGCCGGUGCAGUACAAAAACAGCAUCACUACUGCACGUAUGGGAACGAGGGGACAUGGCGGCCUCAGUCCUCAAAAUGGCAACCAAUCACAGCUCAGCUUUCAUUGCUUUAUAAGGAUGCUGGCUGCGCUGUGAUUGGUUUCUAUGAGGACCAUUGUGCCCAAGGCCUUAAAGGGGUAUUCCAGCUGUUCCUUCCAGAGCAGAGUCUCCUCUA